Colias croceus (clouded yellow) is the source of this 1969-nucleotide messenger RNA. It is a transcript of the gene Dfd, whose product is annotated as homeobox protein Hox-B4. NCBI's taxonomy places the organism in Eukaryota, Metazoa, Arthropoda, Insecta, Lepidoptera, Pieridae. The transcript has 3 exons. Bases 256 to 1431 code for a protein of 391 amino acids. Gene Ontology annotation, cellular component: nucleus. Gene Ontology annotation, molecular function: DNA-binding transcription factor activity, RNA polymerase II-specific; RNA polymerase II cis-regulatory region sequence-specific DNA binding. The record is from RefSeq and is a predicted model, not a curated record. Gene Ontology annotation, biological process: regulation of transcription by RNA polymerase II; anterior/posterior pattern specification.
UGUAUAUUGUCUCAAAAUGUCGCGAGAGUGCGCGUUACAGAACCCAUUGUUUAUUAUCAAAAAGUGAUAAAUCAAAUGACUUUGCGAUUAUUUUCAGUACUUUGAUAUUGAUGCUGUGAACUGUUUCAAACUUGAGUGCAAGUGAAUUUAAAAAAUUUGUGGACUAAUUAAUUGGAAUGGGAAAAAUGCGCUCACAUGUACGGCGGCCAUAUUAGCGGGCGUGUAGUGUGAUGCGCCGAACGAACCCCGCCCACCAUGAGCUCCUUCCUCAUGAACGGUGGAUACCAGCCGCAGCCGGACCCCAAGUUCCCACCAUCGGAAGAGUACAGCCAAGCGGACUACAUACCGCCAGGGGAGUACUACCAGCACCAGCUUCAGUAUGGCUACCAGCAUCAGUACCCUGUUCAGAUCGGGACAGGGUAUGGAUACGGGGGGUACUACCACCCGAUACCGCAGCAUCCGCCUGUGGCUCCGCCACCGCGGCCGCCGGAGCCUUCCCAUCCUUCAGACGCUGAUCACGGCUACAUUCCACCACACAGUGACGUCGCUCCCGGUCUAGCUGAACUAGGCUUACGGUUAGAGAGGCAUAUUGAAGAAGCUGCCCCUGCAGGGAGAAAGCUCCAAGCAUUAGGUCGGGAAGGCUCCCCUGUAUCUGAAAUGGAUGAUGAAAGACUACUCCUAGAUAGUCCGCCGAUGGAAGACGAUGACUCUUCAAUAUGUUCGGAUAACACAGAUCGGGUCAUCUAUCCUUGGAUGAAGAAGAUACAUGUUGCUGGCGCGUCGAACGGAACCUUUCAACCUGGAAUGGAGCCAAAACGGCAGCGGACGGCGUACACUAGACACCAAAUAUUAGAAUUGGAGAAAGAAUUUCACUACAAUCGAUACCUUACUAGGAGAAGAAGGAUAGAAAUAGCGCACACUCUAGUCUUAUCUGAACGACAAAUCAAAAUUUGGUUUCAAAACAGACGGAUGAAAUGGAAGAAAGACAAUAAACUGCCGAAUACCAAAAACGUGAGGAGAAAAACUAAUCCCGCUGGUAUCACGACGACGACAACGAAAGGAAACACACCAAAGAGUAGAUCGAAUAAGAACACAAACAAUAAUGACAAGAAGAAGUCCAAUAACAACGGAAGACCGGACAGUAUAGAGAAUGUAACGGACAAUAUAAUGAACGAUUUGCACUGUGUGGGGGCGCAGAACAUGUCGCACGAUUCCGUGAUCAGCCCGAUGUCACACCCGGGGCAGAUGAACCACGGGCACUCGAUGACGCCGCACCACCUGCACAUGAUGGGCAUGCACGCCGGCAUGGACCCCGCGCUGGUGGCCAGCCUGUCGGCGCACAGCUCGCCGGUCGGCAACGCCGGCUGCGGGACCGGCGUCUCCAACCCUCCCCCCGUUAUCAAAUCCGACUACGGUCUCACCGCCUUAUAAUCUUUAGAAUUGUAAAGAAAAUGAUAUAUUUUUCAUUAACAAAUUUUCUUUAACUCUUACCAUUCCCGCGUGUUGAUAAUUUGUAAAGUGAUUAUUUAUAAUUUAAGAUUUGUAAUAAGUUGUGUAAUUAAUCCUAGCGUAACCAGUCAUUAAUUGAAUGUUUGAAUAGUUAAGAGGAAAACUUUACAAUGUCAAAAGUGUGAUUAUUUUAGGGUAGGCAUAGAAUCUCAUGAGUGUUGAUUUUUGUACUUUUCUCUUCAAGUCAUUGUCAUCUUUAAUUUAUGUCUAUUUUGUCUUGUAUCUAAUGUGUUUUGCAUUAAAAGUAGUUAUAAUAAAUAAAAUGUAUUCACUAAUGUUAUAAACUGUGUACCUAAUUCAUUAUUUUAUUGUAAGCAUUAUAUUUUCUUAUAUUAAAAAAGAGCCUAUAAGUGUUGCGGUCAUAAUAAAAAAAUGUACCAAUUUUAUUUUUAAUUCAAUUUGCUUUGGAACCAGUAUUAUACUUAAAUGAAAUACAAAUAUAACAGUAUUGACUAUUUGU